Messenger RNA from Saccharomyces eubayanus, 1488 nucleotides. It is a transcript of the gene TPS1, whose product is annotated as alpha,alpha-trehalose-phosphate synthase (UDP-forming) TPS1. Gene Ontology annotation, cellular component: alpha,alpha-trehalose-phosphate synthase complex (UDP-forming); cytosol. The record is from RefSeq and is a predicted model, not a curated record. Gene Ontology annotation, molecular function: alpha,alpha-trehalose-phosphate synthase (UDP-forming) activity. Lineage: Eukaryota; Fungi; Ascomycota; Saccharomycetes; Saccharomycetales; Saccharomycetaceae. The transcript has a single exon. Gene Ontology annotation, biological process: cellular response to heat; trehalose biosynthetic process. Bases 1 to 1488 code for a protein of 495 amino acids.
AUGACUACAGACAAUGCCAAAGCGCAGCUGACUUCGUCCUCAGGGGGCAACAUCAUUGUGGUUUCUAACAGACUGCCUGUGACCAUUAGCAAGAACAGCAGUACGGGCCAGUACGAGUACGCCAUGUCGUCCGGGGGUCUGGUGACGGCGCUGGAGGGGCUGAAGAAGACAUAUACUUUCAAGUGGUUCGGAUGGCCCGGGCUUGAGAUUCCGGAUGACGAGAAGGAGCAGGUGAAGAAGGAUUUACUGGAGAAGUUCAACGCGGUGCCCAUUUUCCUGAGCGACGAGAUUGCGGACUUGCACUACAACGGGUUCAGUAACUCGAUUCUGUGGCCGUUGUUCCACUACCACCCAGGUGAGAUCAAUUUCGAUGAGAAUGCGUGGUUGGCGUACAACGAGGCCAACCAGACGUUCACCAACGAGAUUGCCAAGAUCAUGAACCAUAAUGACUUGAUCUGGGUGCACGACUACCAUUUGAUGCUGGUUCCUGAGAUGCUGAGAGUCAAGAUCCAGGAAAAGCGUCUGCAAAACGUCAAGGUCGGGUGGUUUUUGCACACGCCCUUCCCAUCCAGUGAAAUCUACAGAAUCUUGCCCGUCAGACAAGAGAUACUGAAGGGGGUCUUGAGUUGUGACUUGGUCGGGUUCCACACGUACGAUUACGCAAGACAUUUCCUCUCCUCCGUGCAGAGGGUUCUCAACGUGAACACGUUGCCCAACGGGGUAGAGUACCAGGGCCGGUUCGUUAACGUGGGGGCCUUCCCCAUCGGUAUCGACGUGGACAAGUUCACCGACGGGUUGAAGAAGGACUCUGUUCAAAAGAGAAUCCAGCAACUGAAAGAGACCUUCAAGGGCUGCAAGAUCAUAGUCGGUGUCGACAGACUAGAUUACAUCAAGGGUGUUCCGCAAAAGCUGCACGCCAUGGAGGUGUUUCUGAGUGAGCAUCCGGAGUGGAGGGGCAAGGUCGUCCUCGUACAGGUCGCAGUGCCCAGUCGUGGGGACGUGGAAGAGUACCAGUACCUGAGGUCUGUGGUCAACGAAUUGGUCGGCAGAAUCAACGGCCAAUUCGGUACCGUGGAGUUCGUCCCCAUUCAUUUCAUGCACAAGUCCAUCCCCUUUGAAGAGCUGAUCUCCCUAUACGCCGUAAGUGACGUGUGUUUGGUCUCCUCCACCCGUGACGGUAUGAACUUGGUCUCUUACGAAUACAUCGCAUGCCAAGAAGAAAAGAAGGGUUCUUUGAUUCUGAGUGAAUUCACUGGUGCCGCUCAAUCCUUGAACGGCGCCAUCAUCGUCAAUCCUUGGAACACCGACGACCUAUCUGAUGCCAUCAACGAAGCUUUGACUUUGCCUGAUGUAAAGAAGGAGGUCAACUGGGAAAAGCUAUACAAAUACAUCUCGAAGUACACUUCUGCGUUCUGGGGUGAAAAUUUCGUACACGAAUUAUACACCACGUCAUCGAACUCAACAAGCUCUUCCGCUAUCAAAAAUUGA